Molecule: messenger RNA, 3500 nt
Organism: Syngnathus acus (greater pipefish)
Lineage: Eukaryota; Metazoa; Chordata; Actinopteri; Syngnathiformes; Syngnathidae
Gene: pax3b
Product: paired box 3b
Exons: 9
Coding region: 342-992 (216 amino acids)
Biological process (GO): anatomical structure development; regulation of transcription by RNA polymerase II
Molecular function (GO): DNA-binding transcription factor activity, RNA polymerase II-specific; RNA polymerase II cis-regulatory region sequence-specific DNA binding
Source: RefSeq, a predicted model, not a curated record
CGCUACUACUUGGACCGCGUAUUCACACUUUGACCCAUAUCAAAAAAUAACAACAACAUUUAGCCUUCUGGACGCACCAGUCGCUGCAUACAUUUCUAGGCAGAGAGGAUAAAGUGGAAACAUUGGAGAGCUCAAGUUACUUUUUGGGUCUCUUUUGUGGUUUUCCAUGCUCGGAGAGAAUCGACUGUCUCGGGACACCUCGAUGCGCGCUUCAACAAUAUAAGCGAUCCAUAAAGUGUGGCGCUUCUAGGGUUAUAGACGGUGACCCGGGGGUCCCCUUUGUACACCUCGGACAGCCUCUUCGCUGGAGGGAUCUGUCUAUCUUUGGGUUUGUAGGAGGUAUGACUGCGCUGGCUGGGUCUAUUCCCAGGAUGAUGCGACCCACGCUGGCACAGAACUACCCUCGCAGUGGCUUCCCUCUCGAAGUGUCAACUCCGCUGGGUCAAGGCCGAGUAAACCAGCUCGGUGGAGUUUUCAUAAAUGGCAGGCCUUUGCCCAACCACAUUCGACAUAAGAUCGUGGAAAUGGCCCACCACGGCAUCAGACCGUGUGUCAUCUCCCGGCAGCUGCGGGUCUCCCACGGCUGCGUAUCUAAAAUCCUGUGCAGAUACCAGGAGACCGGCUCCAUCAGACCCGGGGCCAUUGGAGGCAGCAAACCAAAGCAGGCAACGACGCCCGAUGUGGAGAAGAGAAUAGAAGAAUGCAAGCGAGAAAACCCGGGUAUGUUUAGCUGGGAGAUUCGGGAUAAAUUACUGAAGGAUGGCAUAUGUCACCGCAACAAUGUCCCUUCAGUCAGUUCCAUCAGUCGCGUUAUGCGCAACAAGUGUGGAGGGAAAGACGAUGAAGAGGAAGAUGAGGAUGACAUGGAGAAGAGUGAACUGGAAGAAAGUGACCGAAGAGGCAAGCACAGCAUUGAAGGCAUCUUAGGAGACAGAUCGAGGUCACUCCAGAUGAGGGUUCGGAAGUGGAGUCAGAGCCUGAUCUGCCACUAAAACGGAAACAGCGGCGCAGUAGGACCACCUUUACGGCAGAGCAGCUGGAGGAGUUGGAGAGGGCCUUUGAGAGGACCCACUACCCUGACAUCUACACCAGGGAGGAGCUUGCCCAAAGGGCUAAACUGACUGAGGCCAGGGUGCAAGUAUGGUUCAGCAACCGAAGAGCCAGGUGGCGAAAGCAAGCAGGGGCCAACCAGUUGAUGUCCUUUAAUCACCUGAUCCCAGGAGCUUUCCCCACCUUCAGCCAUGUCCAGCCUUACUCCUUACCAGCUCUCUGACAGCGCCUAUCCCUCAGCAUCCAUAGCACAAGAGCCGCCCAGCACGCUACACCGACCACAGCCUCUCCCGCCGUCGUCGGGUCACCAAGUGUCUAGUGGUGGAGGACAAGGUGAAGGAAGCUCAGCCUACUGCCUUGUCUCUGGACGCCACUCUUUCUCAGGAUACUCGGAAAGCUUUGUGAGCCCAGCCAAUCCCAUGAACCCGGCCAUUGGAAAUGGACUCUCCUCACAGGUGAUGUGGUCUGCUGAAUCAGCGGUGGGGUUCCACAUCAGCGCAAAGUGACUAUGCCAUCUCACCUCUAACUGGUGGUCUCGAACCGGCUGCCGGCAUGGCUGCCAGUUGCAGCCAACGCAUGGAUCACAUCAAAGGUCUGGAGGGUCUGACCAGUGUUCCCAUCAUGUCAGCUCUGCCCUCCUGCCCCAGCUCGCAGUCCUACUGCCCCCCCUCCUACAGCUCCCAGGGCUACACAGUCGAUCACAUGGCGUCCUACCAGUAUGGCCAGUACGGACAAAGUCCCCUUCCUUAUCUGAGGCCUGAGAUUGCCUGACCCAAAGCUUGAGUCCACAAAGAAUGAAGACGAUCAUUCGUCAACAGGACCAAAAUAAAUUGGAUUAUGUUCUCUGAUGCAGGACAUUUCAUGAUUAUAUCUUGUGAAAGCCAGAGAGCUCUAAGAAGGGAACAUAAGAAAGAAUAUCACACCAAAAAAAAAAAAUCAUCCACUGUGGAUGAAUUGCGGAUGAACAGCACAGAUUUCAGCGCUUAAUUUGGUCAGUUCUGGACAUGUGGCUUUCUGACCAUUUUUACUUCUCAGUGAAGUCCAACAAUCACUCCCUGUGGGGUCUUUUUUUUUUUUUUUAAAAAACGAUGAUGAACCCCACUGUUUCGCCGCAAGAUGGCCAGCCGUUAAAAAGACUCGAGGCAACAUGUUUACAUAUCUUACAGCCACAUGACGAUGUAUGAAAUUCCAUGUAACACCAAAUGAAUCUCCCAAAUCGUUUCUGCCCGGACGGGUGGGAGGAAACACGCUUUGCUGAUUUUAUCUAUAUGGCAUUUAUUUGAGAUCCCACACAAGCCACACAUGAAGAGAUAUUCUAGAAGCAAAGAAAGCAAACACGGGGAAAUGAAUAUCUGGGUUAGAAUAUAUAAGUAACGCUAAAAUACACUACAGCUGUACUGCUGAGGAAGUUCAUUUAAACCUCCAUCUAAGCACUCGCGCUCCUCCUCCGUCUUCUUCUCAUUGACGUUUCGGGCGGCGAGGCACAGAUCUUGGCCUUUUGUAAUGGUUCGGAGGCCUUGCAAGAGGUCAGAGGUGACUUUAGAGAAAGUGACAGAUGAGAGAGCAGUAGAAGAGAAGUGGUUUUAACAAAAAGGGAGGGGGGGAUGGGACGGUUGAUAGGCAAGAUCGAUCACAGGCUUAAACCCUUUUAAAGAUCUUUCUCUUGCGGGAAAAAUAAGUCACCAGGUCAUAAGUCACGACCACAAAACACUUGAGAAAGCAAACGAGCAGCAAAGUUUAGAUAAAAGCUGGACAUGCAUUUUCCCCGUAGAGCAGGAGUGCAAUAUAUCACAUGUCGCAGUGUCAGCCACAUCAUUUGAGGAAACACUUGACCUAUUUGAGACUUUUCAUUGUAUUUUAUAUUUUUUUUAAUAGGGAAACAUUUAAGUUCAAAAUUAUUCCCAAAGUGGAUUAUGUUUUUUAAGCAAUUAACUAUGACCAAUUAUUUUCUCAAAAUCAUUAAUGAUAUUAAAAAGCUACCCACUUGGGUAACUCGACCAAUAUGUCAGUUUUCCAACUAAUUGCAGUCCAUUGCCUUUUGUGUUCAUUCCCACAGAAAUUGUCAUGAGAACAGCAAUUUAAUGUGCUCACUAUGAGAUGAUUAGAAUACAACAAAUUACAUUAGAAAGAACAAAGACAAAAUUGUUAUAUCGUUGGACCAAUCUGUCUCAGUUUUCCAUUCCAACCAUUUUUGUCACAAACCAUUCCAAGCAGCAAAAGGGGAUUUUAUCUAUAACCCCCUCCGCCCCUGAAAAAACAAAAAAACAAACAACCAAACAAGAAAACAUGCCCACAUGCAAGCACUCUGUUGUUUGAAUAUUUGGUAGUAUGAACCAGUUCUUUUAGUCAUGUAUGUUUUUGUAUUAUGAAGUGGUAUCACAUAAGCCCAUGUAUGUGUAUAAGCACAUUAUCAUUAUUAUUUAUAAUUAAAUAAAAAGUCUGAAAAUUCA